Messenger RNA from Emiliania huxleyi CCMP1516, 1346 nucleotides. RefSeq lists its product as hypothetical. The transcript has 8 exons. The record is from RefSeq and is a predicted model, not a curated record. Gene Ontology annotation, cellular component: membrane. NCBI's taxonomy places the organism in Eukaryota, Haptophyta, Isochrysidales, Noelaerhabdaceae. The annotation marks the transcript as partial. Gene Ontology annotation, molecular function: magnesium ion transmembrane transporter activity. Gene Ontology annotation, biological process: magnesium ion transport.
CGAUGAUACCACCGCCACCACCCGCACAUCUGUCGAUGAGGGCGGAGAUCGAGUGGCUAGCUGGCAGCGCGGACAAUGCUCGCGGCGUCGCUCUCGCUCUGUCGUCGAGCCUCUUCAUUGGCGCCUCCUUCAUCAUCAAGAAGAAGGGGCUGCUCAUGUCGGUCGAGAAGGGCGGCAGCUCUGCGUCGGCGGGUGGCUUUUCGUACCUGCGGCAGCCCGUCUGGUGGCUCGGCAUGCUGACGAUGAUCGGCGGCGAGUCGGCCAACUUCAUCGCGUACGCGUACGCGCCCGCUAUUCUGGUGACGCCCCUCGGCGCUGCCACCAUCGCCGCCUCCGCCGUCUUUGCGCGCUUCUUCCUCGGCGAAGACAUGCACAUCUGCGGUAUUGCAGGGAUCCUGCUGUGCACCGUCGGCACGGUCGUGCUGGUGCGGUUCGCGCCGGAGGAGGCGCCGGUGACGAGCGUCGAGGAGGUUUGGUCGAUGGCGAUGCAGCCCGUCUUCCGCGCGUAUGUCUGCUUUGUCCUCUCCUUCACCCUCGCCCUCGUGUAUGGAGCGGCGCCUAAGUACGGAAAGACUCACGUCGUCGUCUACGUCGCCAUCUGCUCAAUGAUCGGGUCGCUGAGUGUGAUGGCGCUGCGCGGGAUCGGCAUCGCCGCCAAGCUGACAAUGCGGGGCUCGGACCAGCUGCGCAAGCGGGAGACGCUCUUCUUCAUCCUGUGGGUCGGCUGCUGCAUCGCGACGCAGAUGAACUACCUCAACAAGGCGCUAGACACCUUCAACACCACGAUGGUCUCGUCCGUGUAAUACGUUUUUUUCCCCGUUGGCCCGGUCCCCGCCUGGAGGUUCAUGUCCAAAGCCUGGGAGACCCGGACCCCGGGCUCCUUUUUUUGGCAGGUCGUCGCCCUCCUCGUCAACGUCGCCGGGGUGCACAUCCUCUCGGGGACCAGGGACUCGGCGCCCGGCUGCCGCGCCGGCCUGCGCGCGCUGCUCUCGAGGAGAAAGUCCGAGGAGAAGCCCGAGUACACCCACCUCUGCGCGUGCGACGACGACGCGGAGCAGCAGCAGCAGCAGCAGCAGCAGCAGCAUGGCGGCGCGAGCAGACGCGACUGGCUCGAGAGUAGACACUGAUCAAACGCAGGAGGGCGCAGAAGUGCUGCACUUCUGCACAGCGCUGCAUUCUGUUUAGGGGGCAGGGACCCAGGACGGUCGGGCACCGAGAUAGAGAUGAUUCAUCAGAGAGAUUUGCGCACGCGUGUGUGCGAGCGAGGCCACGUGCACCAAGCCAGCUCACAGGACUCAGGAGUUCAAGUAGCGUGAGCAUAAUAUUACUUCAGCCUUCAGGGGACC